AUGCAUAAUCGUGAUCGUCCUGCACGUCGACGAUAUCAAAGUGUUAAAGAUUCAGAUAUGAAUGAUGAACAUACGACAUCCGAUAGUGUAUAUAGUCGAGCUUUAGAAAAACUUAAGAAUCAAUCUGAAUUGCAACAACAACAACUAGAAGAACCACAAUCAAAUCGUAUAUAUCGAACUACACUUUCGAUACCGGAUGGCGGAACUCGACGUGUGUCUGCCGAUGCAACCUCUCGACAAAGACUUUCUUCCAGCGGAACAGCAUCAGAUUCUCAAACAGAAAAUAAUCAACAACAACAACAAAAAUCAGCAAAAUUAAAUAUUGAAUCAACUAAUCGUAUAAAAAAACUCUCAUUUCUUUCUGCUCGUAGACGUGCGAGUUAUUAUCCAAGUGCACCAUCAAAUGGUUUAACAGAUGAACAAAAAAAGAAACGAGAUGUCAUAUGGCCACUUAAACGAUCCUAUUCAUUUGAUACACCAUUUCAUCGUGAAACAAUUGAUGCUUUGAAUAAAGACAGUGGGUCUCGAUGGGAAAGAUUAAAACUUGGUAUUCAAUCAAAAAUCUAUCGUUUUACAAAAUCAACAGAAGAUGUUUCAACAUUAGGUCUUACACCAAUAAUACAAACAAAUUCUUCCGAGAAUCAAUCAGUCCCAUUUUCUAGUCGUUAUCUUGGUGUUAAUGCUGCUCAAGGAAUUGAUCGUAAUCGUUUACGUGAUAAAAUACGUCGUGUGACAUUAAAUCUUAAGACAAGUUGGAGACAACGUUCAGAUUUUAAUGAAUCAGAUGAAUCAGAUAUUGAUCAUAAUGAUUCUUAUCAUGAUUCAUUACAUGAUGAUAUGAGUUCAUUUAUUGGCCCAGCAAUGAAAUCUACAACACAUCAACUUGGUUUACAAGGUUCAUCAAAAAUGUGGUUUGGAAAAGAUUAUGCAAAUUUUUUACUUCGUGAUUUUCGUAAUCUUGAUCAACCAUUUCAAGAUCAAAUUGAUCGUAAUACAACACCACGUAUGCCAUGGCAUGAUAUUGGAGGUUUUGUAUAUGGUGCUGCUGCACGAGAUUUAGCAAGACAUUUUAUUGAACGAUGGAAUUUUAUAAAAAGACAAAAAGUUAAAGAUGAUGAACGUUAUCCAUUUUUAUUACCAAAAUCUUAUGGAGCAUAUACACCAUGUCCUAAACUUCUUUCUAAUACAUUUAAUUGUUCAACACAAGUAUUAAGAAGUGUUGGUCGAUGGUCAACAGGUAGAAAUGAGACUGAAGAAUCUAUUCAUAUGGCAUUUAUUGAUAUGAUAACGAAAGCAAAAUAUUAUAUUUAUAUUGAAAAUCAAUUUUUUGUUUCAUUAAUUGGUGAUUCAACUGUACAUAAUGGUAUAGCUGAUGCUUUAUUUAAACGAAUUAUACGUGCACAUCAAGAAAAAGAAACAUUUCGUGUUUAUAUUGUCAUGCCAUUAAUACCCGGUUUUGAAGGUCAAUAUGGUACAUCAAAAGCAACAGCAUUACAAGCAAUAACACAUUGGAAUUAUCGAUCCAUAUCACAAGGUCAACAAUCAUUAUUAGCUCGUUUAUCAAAAGAAGUUGGUGAUCCACAUCGUUAUAUAUGUUUUUUUGGUUUACGAACAUGGUCAGAAAUGAAUGGACGUCUUGUAUCAGAAAUUGUUUAUGUACAUAGUAAAUUAGUUGUUGUUGAUGAUACUCGUGUAUUAAUUGGAUCAGCAAAUAUCAAUGAUAGAAGUUUAAUUGGUGAUCGAGAUUCUGAAAUAUCUGUUCUAUUUGAAGAUACAGAAUUUGUACAUGGAAAAAUGAAUGGAAAUGAUAUUCAAGUAGGAAAAUUUGCAAGUGGUUUACGUAAAAGAUUAUUUCGAGAACAUUUGGGAGAUUUUGAUGGAACACAAAUAAACUAUCAAGAUCCAAUAUCAGAUUCAUUUUACAAAGAUAUUUGGUUAUCAACAGCAGCUAGAAAUACAACAAUGUUUGAAAAGAUAUUUAAUUGUAUACCAACGGAUUCAGCAUUUACAUUUACACAAUUACGUGAAAUACAAUCAGCGUCGAAACUUUGUGAAACUAAUCCUGAUGAAGCACGACGUUUACUUCAAUCAGUACGUGGUUAUUUAGUAUUGAUACCACAUAAAUUUCUUUCAAAAGAAUAUCUUGGACCACGUUUACCAGCUAAAGAAAUUUUAGCACCUGCUUGGUUUUGGACAUAA
Molecule: messenger RNA, 2199 nt
Organism: Adineta steineri
Lineage: Eukaryota; Metazoa; Rotifera; Eurotatoria; Adinetida; Adinetidae
Source: the annotation of a GenBank genome assembly